Messenger RNA from Suillus fuscotomentosus, 1494 nucleotides. RefSeq lists its product as uncharacterized. NCBI's taxonomy places the organism in Eukaryota, Fungi, Basidiomycota, Agaricomycetes, Boletales, Suillaceae. Bases 1 to 1494 code for a protein of 497 amino acids. The transcript is spliced from 6 exons. The record is from RefSeq and is a predicted model, not a curated record.
AUGGGUCCAAGCCGCCAGCAGUGUGACAAGGGACUUAAGCGCCAGUGGCAUGUGCUGAACGCAGCACACCAGGCCUCCCAGCGUCAAAAUCUCUCAGCUGCACGUCAACAAGCCAUGCAUGCACCACAAGAGACCUCUGGCGACCACAAGCUGCACAAACACAUAUCCCAUACUAUCACAGGACCUGGACGUGUUGCCAUGCGCACAGAGUAUUUUGUAGGCCCAAUGACGACGCCAAAUGUUCCUGCAGUAGCCCCCGGCUCACCACUCAACGAUAAUGGACACAAUGAAUUCAAUGUUGUUGAUGCUGCUUACAUAGAUUAUCUCGCAGAAACCGACAAGGGACCUAAAAAGCAUAAACGCACAGCAGGGCACUGGAAUAAUGGCUAUUUUGCCCAUACGACACUCAAAGUCCUUGGACUACGUGUCCAGCUUGGACAUCCCAGCGGGGAGUGUUGCUAUAACUCAUCCACAGCAUUUUACGACGACUUUGUAGUGCUCAAUAUCAACGGUGUGCAUGAGAUUGCCCUCGACUUCUGUGCAUGUGAAAUUGCACAAUCUCCCAUUGUUCAGUUGUUGCAUACAUGGUGGUACCCUUCUACAACUGUUGAUCCAAGGAGUGCCACUACUUUCCGUCUUCUACACCACUUUCAUAUUCUCUCCUUUGAGUCCAAGGCAUCCACCUUCGAAUAUUGGCAGACAUUGGCUCGUCUCACCGAUAACGCAGGAGAUCGUUAUGAGGCGUUGCUGAGAAUGAUAAAGCAGUGGCGCAGCAUCACUCUCCUUAAACGAUCAGGUUAUGGACAUGACCCUGCUGGUGUUUGCGCUGCUACACCAGGUGCCUGCACAGUGUUGUGUCCUGCAUGUCCCCAGCCAGGAAAGAACAUGCUGGAUGACUGGGAAAAGGCCCUGCCUGAAGUUCAUUGGAAAUAUGCCCUUUUCCUGGCAAUUGACGCAAACUUCCGUUUGGCAAGGAAAAAUGUAUCCUCUGACGAAGUCGACCCUGGUCUGAGUUGGGGGUUGUCAUACUUUGUUGAAGAACACGAAUUUAAAUCAUUUCUGAAUGAAGCAGGAAGACUGCCUCAAGAGAAAAGCAUGUACGCUCGUCACAGUGCUGUGAAUCUUGCAGACACGAAAAAUGCACGAGGUUUGGCGGCCACAGGUGUAGGUACAGUGGACUGUGCUCGUCACAAUCUCAAACGACCAUGUGCAGUUGGCGACCUCCAGAAGGGCGAAAGAUACAUUAAUAUGGACUAUCUGCUCUUCUCAACAUUGCAACAGACUCGCGACAUCAUGGUUCUCAACAUAUCAUAUGAUAUCACUUGUCAAUGGAGUAAGAACCUCUGGGACCGCAUGUCAAGAUAUCCCUCUGCAAUUCAUCUUGACCUCAGCAACAAGACUAUUGUAUUCCUCAUCCCCAAGUUUCACCUUCCUGCUCACAUUGCUGCUUGCCAAAUUACAUUCUCGUAUAACCUGAUUGAGGGCAUUUGUUAA